UUUACCAUGACAAUUUCGGCCUCCAGUCUACUGGGGGCAUUGCUGUAUUUUUUUGUUCCUAUGUUGAAAGAGGAAGUCUGCUUGUCGCAACACUGGCUGAAAGGUUAAUUGAGUGGGAGGCGGUUUGAAUUCAGUGGAGCGAAAGGCAGUGCAACUUGAAGCGCCGGCUGAUGUCGAAAAGGAAAGCGGAAGAUAUCCUGUCGUGUUGUCCCGUCAGCAAACGCUUCAUCUCGUUGUUCGUGGAUUACAAGAGCGUUGAGCCGCUGCCCAGCCCCGAGCGCAGCGCCAAGAGGAAAGUGCAGGCGGCCGAGCUGGAUCCGGGUCGGUUGCCGUCUGAGUGCAAGCGUGCGGAGGGAGCGAGGCACGGCCCGAGCCCCAGGGCCAGGGCCAGGGACAGGGACCGGGGCGGUGGCGGCGCCCGGCCGCAGGGCAUGCAGCAGCAGGCGGCUGCUCUCCAGCACCGCUCCACCAGCGCCGCUCCCACCCGCGCUGCACCGCCGCCGAAUGCAUCAUGGAAUGAAGUGUCUUGUGAGUACAAUUCAUUUCAGUUUUGGAGAGUUCCGUUGCCUAAAAUUGAGAUAGCUGAGGUCGAAGGUGUUCGGGAAAUGAAGAUACCCGAAGAAAUGAAUUGUGACGUUCCAGAAGAGGCUGCAGAAAUGGAGGUGGAGCUCCAAAACUGAGAUUGUCAUGAAAUGUUUUAAAAUAAAAUUGUUUCCAUACAUUGUAAUGCUAAGAGUUUUCCCUAGGGAAAAGGAGAGGAUGCCAUAGGCACCUUAUGUUUUUUGUAAAAAUGUUCAUUCUUAUGACUGACAAACUGUUUUUGUGUACAGCAUGUCUUGUGCUUCACGAGGUUAAGGGAAAAUAUUAACGGAAUUCAAGCUUUUAAAGGAAUUGUACUGUGCAAGGAUAAAUGUAAAUCUGCUGUCAAAUUAUAUAUAUAAAUGCGUUUUCGUAUCUGAUUCAGAAAUUGAAAUGAUUGGAGUUAUAGAUUUCAUUUCCAUGACACCUUGUCCAGGAAAACAGCAGACUUCAGACUGUCAGUAGGAUUUAUUGAUGUUAGUUUUAAAUUGCUGUUGAAACACUGAUACUAAAACAAAUGCAAGAAUCGGUAUAUCGUUUCUUGGUGUAUCAUGUAUCGGUGUAGCAUUUGAAUUUUUAAGACUCCCUCCCCCAUUGAUCUUUUCUUAUUCCUUUUUUUUUCUAGUUUUGACACUGGCAUCCUCCAGCAUCUCAUCCAAAUAUCCAUUUUCAUAUUUGAGCCUUGGUUGAUUCCUGAUGAUGCAACAAAUCCGAGAAUGUUAAACUGACGUUAAACUUUGAACCAACAGUUUAAAGAGAAUGUUUUGGGAGAGUACUUUUUGUUCAAAAUAUCUUUACAUAAAUGUUUGAAUUCUUGUGAUACCAGAAUGCACCAAUAUAAUUUUUUUUCAUCUUGAAUAUAUCCGCCACUCUGCAUUCUUAAAACAACUUCAUCAGAAACAAUCGGCUCAACCCAUGAGAACCCUGGGAUCUCACGGGAAUCAUCUAAUAGGCUGGCAUUGCAAUUUAGACACCAGAUGGGUGGCUCCAAGGUAAUUCUACAUGCUCUGUAGAAUUGUGCUGGUGGAUGUGUGGGUGAAAUCUUCUUUAUGUCAAUGGAGCUACUAAGGAAUGUUUGCCACAACUAGUAUGCAAAUUAACAUUUUUUAAACUUUUUUUCAUGAGGUCUUUAAUGUACACAAAAGAUAGAAUUUGAACAAAAACUAAUUUCCCUUCCUCACGCCUCAGAAACAUAUGUUGCCAGACAUACAACUAAUUAUUUUGUCAAAGUGCUUAAGAAUAAUAGAACAUACUUGGAGGCGGAGAAGUCUAUUUUUGAGUUGUGUGUGUGUGACAAAAUGCAAGUACAAUAAUUUAUUUUUCAGUAUAUUCAAAUUACAAAUUGGAAAAUUUGUUCUUUUGAAUUUCUACUAAAAUAAUUCCUCGUGUUUGAAGUCUUAUUUGCCAAAAUAUUUUAAUGUUUGUUUGUUAUCCUUUUCUCCAUGCAACCCCCCUCCAUCCCACCUCAAACUUUUGUAUGAAGGGAGCUUGGAUUCGGAAUCAAAUUCAUUAUUCCAUAGAUUU
This is a messenger RNA of Leucoraja erinaceus (little skate), 2103 nucleotides long. RefSeq lists its product as uncharacterized. The coding region runs from base 171 to 680 and encodes 169 amino acids. The transcript has 2 exons. NCBI's taxonomy places the organism in Eukaryota, Metazoa, Chordata, Chondrichthyes, Rajiformes, Rajidae. The record is from RefSeq and is a predicted model, not a curated record.